Molecule: messenger RNA, 4118 nt
Organism: Uranotaenia lowii
Lineage: Eukaryota; Metazoa; Arthropoda; Insecta; Diptera; Culicidae
Gene: foi
Product: zinc transporter foi
Exons: 5
Coding region: 809-3034 (741 amino acids)
Biological process (GO): zinc ion import across plasma membrane; intracellular zinc ion homeostasis
Cellular component (GO): membrane
Molecular function (GO): zinc ion transmembrane transporter activity
Source: RefSeq, a predicted model, not a curated record
CGCAGUAUACAUGUAUGUAGGAAGUUGCAUAAAAUAGCACCGACACGCACUCACUCAGCGAUGCACUUUUACUUUCUCAUCUCUCGUGUGUAACCGAAGAACCGCAUCUCAACUGCACCCGCCCGGUGUAUUUUGGUCUUUAAAUCCGUCCGGCAGUCAGUCCAUGCCAAAUCCAUUCAUAGCAUAUAGAAAGACGGACAGACAGACUGUGCGAUAGUGAGUGAGUGAAUUGCUUUCGCAACAAAAAAGUGCGUGACCAAACCCAAGUUCGAGUCGAGUGAAAAGGGAGAUGGCGUUUAUCUGAAGCAUACAUGUCGGAAAAGAGAUGCUACCCAGUUUUUUAGAAACCUGAUGUCGUCCUCCGGGGGGUUGUUUUAAGUGGCAAAUAUUUUGAAGACUUGCAGCGAAGUUCACUCAAUGAGCGAGUCUGCUUGAACAGCUGAGGCAAUUCCGAGUGAGUUGGGAAGAUAGUGCUUCUGAAGACCGGCAUUUGGGUCAAGACCAGUGCUCUGUAUCUUAUAGUGACACGGUGAUAAACCAAUGAAAACAAUCAUUUAGUUCUUAUAAGGGGAAGAUUCUGUUGAAGUGUUUCUUAAAUCUAGAAAAAAUAUCCAGCGUUAUUCCCCAUCGAGGAAGCUAUCGAACAGAUAAAAAAAACCUUCCUAAACUAAUAUCAAUGGAAACACCGCACCGGCUUUCUGAAGGAUAGAUUUGUGGGAGAACAUCUGUUACACACCAAGAAUCGUUGUUGUAAAGGAGAAAUUGCCUAAAAAUAGGCUUAAACUGCGAACUCCACCUGCCCUACGCCAUGGCACGGCACAUCAUGGCCGUGUGUGUCGUGUGCCUGCUGUGCGCCGACCACCUGCCCUGCAAACAGCACGAUGACCUCUCCGGGCUAGCUUCCAAUCGAAUUCCGCCGGUUACGACGACAAACGGUUUGGACUUCCGGUCACAGCAGAAACAGGAACCUCUCGUUGAACCGAACGUACUGGUCAAACGUCACACGCAUGGUCACGAUGAUCAUGACCAUCAUGGGGACCACGAUGGACAUGAUCACGAUCGCGAUGAGGAUGAGAGUGCAAAAGCGAUCCGUUCUCAGUUGGACCCGUUCAUGCAAAGGAUAUUUGCCGAAUUUGGGGAUCCGGAUACGAUGACGAUGAACGUGGCGGGAUUUGAGAAAAUGAUGAAACAGCUGAACAUGUACCAGUUAAAUACGGACGUAUAUCCCGGCUCGACGACUGUUUCUAGUCACGGAGUCAGUGAAACGAAAUCGUGUAUCAACAGCGUGGACUUUCUGAAGCACAUGGCUUCCCCCAAGUCAAAUCAAGCAAUCAUCCCACCGGUUAUAAGGCCAGAAGCACUUAUCAGUAGUAACAAUAAAAACAGUAAUGAGGGCAUGAGCAGCAGCAGUACCAAUAAAAGUUUCCUGGAUACAAGUAUCAAUAGUAAGAACGUAACCAUCAGUGAAAAAUCUAACGGAACCAAUAAUUCACUGAGUGAAUUGGAAAAAUUAAAAUCAACUUUCCGGAUAGAUCGAGACGAUCUGUUCAAUAUCUGUCCGAUUUUGUUGGCCCAACUUUCGUCGACAACCUCGUACGAACGGGCAGGAUGCAUAGAUCCCUCCAUAGUUCCGGACCUUAACGGGAUGAUGAACAAGAGCUUGCACAAUUCAGUGCACCAUCAUCACGGGGAGCAUGGCUCAGCUGGGAGUGAAAUAGAUCCCUCAGUUUGGCUGUACUCUACACUUGCAAUUCUGGGUGUAAGUUUGUGCGGUUUGCUUGGCGUAGCUGUGAUACCUUGCAUGGACAAACAUGGUUAUCAACACGUGUUGCAGUUUCUAGUAGCGCUGGCAGUUGGCACACUUUGCGGGGACGCUCUGCUUCAUCUGUUGCCCCACGCCAUGAUGCAUACAACGAUGGCUAACUCGCAUGAUGAGAUGAUGUACAAAGGCCUGGCCGCGGUCAGUGGGAUUGUAUUCUUUUAUUUUAUGGAACGCUUCCUGACGGUUGUAGCCGAGUGGUACAAGCACAAGGAAAAGAAAGAUAAACCAUCUUCACGGGUAAGGGUGAUGCGAGAUCCUGAGGUCAGCUCUUUGCACAACGCUACCGGAGGAGAAAAGCAAUGCAAACACAAGUACAGUUCCUACCCUUACUGCUACGAUGAAAUAGCGAUGGACACCAAGGAUGAUCAUCAUGAGCAUAACCACGUGGAGCAUCAUAAUCACAAUAACCACAACAACGCUUCAGCCAAAUGUGCAAACUUAGGGGAGCAUGGAGAACAUGGCGAUGGUGCCAACAAUCACCACCACCACCAUCAUCAUCAUCAUCGUAAUAGCAAUGGCAAAGACGAUCCAACAGCUAAUCAGGACGUCAAUACAGUCUCCACCAAUUUAGAUGAUGCCAGUAUCGAAAGCAAUGAUCAGCUUAGCAACCACAAAAGUGCAAAAAUACGCCCCGAAAAUUAUACCAUCAUUCUGCGGGAGCACGAAACCAAACAUCAUGGGCACUCGCACACCCAUGGCCACGUUCAUUCACCCCCAGGGUCGUUAUCGGCUGUGGCCUGGAUGGUUAUCAUGGGCGAUGGGUUACACAAUUUCACCGACGGUAUGACCAUCGGGGCCGCUUUUGCCAACAAUAUUGCCGGCGGAUUUUCGACAGCCAUCGCCGUGUUCUGUCACGAGUUGCCCCAUGAACUGGGUGAUUUUGCCGUGCUGCUGAAAGCCGGCAUGUCGGCACGGGAUGCAGUAUACUACAAUUUGCUGUCCUCUAUCCUCAGCUUCUUCGGGAUGGUGAUUGGUAUUCUGAUCGGUCAUCAGGCUGCGGCGUCAGCUUGGGUAUUUUCGGUGGCAGCCGGAUUGUUCCUGUACAUUGCUUUAGUAGAUAUGAUUCCGGAGCUGACGUCUUCGCACGGAGCGGGUGACAGUUGCAGAACGUCGGAGUUCUUGCUGCAGUUUGUUGGCAUGACCGCUGGCUUCGGCAUAAUGCUGCUGAUUGCGAUGUACGAGCAUGAUCUCAAAGAGAUGUUCGUCGAUUGAGCGCCAGUCCCAGCCAGCCUAGCGCAGAACAUCCAUGACAAAGGCCUGCAUCAUGAUUUUUUUCUCGUUUCUACGGUUUGUUUUCUUUUUGCUACAAAAAAUGGAAUUUUUCUCUGCGUGUGUGAUAACAUUGUAAAAUUGUAGUUGGCACCCGUUAAUCAAAUAGUAAUACAAUAGCGGGGAAACAGGUGUUUAGAGACACGUAGAAAGUUCGAAAACAAAUGUUCGAAACAGAUGAAUAAAAAGAAGCUCGCGAUCACGCACCGUUGCUCUCAUCGGUGAUCUAAGAAAUAUUACAAAUAUUUCGAUUUGCGAAACACUAUACCUACUAAGUAAGGAAUUUGGAUUAUGUCGAUAAAAAGUAUUAGUCAUCUGCGAGUUGAUAGGUACAUUGUGAAUAAAAAAAACUUAUUUCUACUUCACCAUUUAUCUAGCAUUUGAUUAAAUUUACACCGGGAAAUAAUGAUAAUGUCAAACAAAUUUUCGGAAUGAACCAAAAAAUUUACAACACAGAAGAGUAAACUUCAGCUUCUCGUACGGAGCCGGUUUUUAUGGAUUAAGUUUUUUAGUUGAUUUAGCUAUUUUUUAAAUAACGUAGAAUUAAAUACCACACCACGCCAUCCGUAUAGAAGUAAAACUUAAAAGAUAGUCAGCUUUUGCAUCUUGCAGAUACUUACAACAAACCCAAGUAACAAUAGUUCCACGGUAUUUCCUCUACCAAAAUCGGGGAAAAAUAUUGUCUCCUAAUGCAGCAUUCUACUAAGUAUAAGCAGUAAGUACUUUAUUCUCUUUGGCCUGAAUCAAACUGAGUCGCCAACAUUUGGCGAAUAUGCGCAUUUUGUUUUAUUUUGAUAGAUCGUUUGCCUCGAAAAACAAAAAUUUAAAAACACAGUUAUUCGCUUUCGACAAUAUGUUUCCGGGCUCGAUUUUAGUCUUUAAGUAGGAAUAUCAAAUUCUUUUAGAUCAUAGCCGCUCGACAUCGCUGGAACUUCAUUUUCAUCGUCUUUUCUUUUAAGUAUUAUUGAUAAAACAAAACAAACAAAAAAAGAGCUCCACUUCUCAUCUCAAUGAAUCAUGUAACAAA